Molecule: messenger RNA, 684 nt
Organism: Kwoniella shivajii
Lineage: Eukaryota; Fungi; Basidiomycota; Tremellomycetes; Tremellales; Cryptococcaceae
Exons: 3
Coding region: 1-684 (227 amino acids)
Biological process (GO): folic acid metabolic process; glycine biosynthetic process; dihydrofolate metabolic process
Cellular component (GO): mitochondrion
Molecular function (GO): dihydrofolate reductase activity; NADP binding
Source: RefSeq, a predicted model, not a curated record
AUGAUACCCACCUUGAACAGAUUAAAGAGAAUGACUCAAGGUAGACAAUCCAUCACAGCUAUCGUAGCUGCUACUACUUCUAAUGGUAUAGGAUUGAAUGGUGGAUUACCAUGGAGGUUACCAGGAGAGAUGAAAUAUUUCGCUAGGGUCACGACUGGUGAAUCAUCAUCAUCAUCAUCACCAUCAAAAGUGAAUCCUGACGACCAAAAUGUGGUGAUAAUGGGAAGGAAGACAUGGGAAUCUAUUCCAAGUAAAUUCAGACCGUUAAAAGACCGUAAAAAUCUUGUCAUUUCAAGACAAGGUAUUGAUGUAUCCGGUUCAGUGAACACUUCGUCCUAUUCAUCCGUCACUUCAGCCUUAUCUUCUAUCCCCUCCUCCUCAUCAGCAUCAUCAUUAUCUAGGUUAUUCCUAAUCGGUGGAUCCCAAUUAUACACGUCUUCAUUGACCUCGGAUCCACCUUUAGUAGACAGAGUCCUAUUGACAAGAAUAAUAGAACCGGAAUUCCAAUGCGAUACCUUCCUGGAAGAUUUCACUUCGCAUGCAAGCCCACAAAACGGAAAUAAGGUAUGGAGAAAGACUAGUCACGAGGAAAUGAAAGAAUGGGUGGGAUGGGAUGUAGAUGAGAAACAUGAGGAAAAGGGUACAAAAUACAAAUUCGAAAUGUGGGUGUUGAAUGAUCAGUAG